Messenger RNA from Cajanus cajan (pigeon pea), 2328 nucleotides. Its product is annotated as NAD-dependent malic enzyme 59 kDa isoform, mitochondrial. Gene Ontology annotation, cellular component: mitochondrion. Gene Ontology annotation, molecular function: NAD binding; malate dehydrogenase (decarboxylating) (NAD+) activity. Gene Ontology annotation, biological process: malate metabolic process; pyruvate metabolic process. The record is from RefSeq and is a predicted model, not a curated record. NCBI's taxonomy places the organism in Eukaryota, Viridiplantae, Streptophyta, Magnoliopsida, Fabales, Fabaceae.
ACAUGAAAAAUUACCGGCUUGCAGAGUUUAAUUAUGUGGGGAAAAAGUGGUGGCACCUAAGGAAAAGACAGUAGCAGACGCCGGUGAUUUUUCUCCACAAAAUUAAGCUAAACUCAGUAGUCAGUAGUACCAACGCACGCACGCGGACACAGAGAAGAGGAUGUGGAAACUCGCGCGUCUCGCUGCCGCCUCCAACGUCGCCCGAUCGCGCCGCUUCUCCGCCGCGAUUCCCGGUCCCUGCAUUGUUCACAAACGCGGUGCUGACAUACUCCACGAUCCCUGGUUCAACAAGGAUACUGGGUUUCCGUUGACUGAAAGGGAUAGAUUGGGGCUUCGGGGCCUCUUACCUCCUCGUGUUAUAUCAUUUGAGCAGCAAUAUGAUCGCUUUAUGAAUUCAUUCCGAUCUUUGGAGAAUAAUACUCAAGGGCAACCAGAUAAAGUUGUUUCCCUAGCAAAAUGGAGGAUCUUAAAUAGACUGCAUGACAGGAACGAGACUCUGUAUUACAGAGUUCUUAUUGAUAAUAUUAAGGAGUUUGCUCCAAUAAUAUAUACUCCAACAGUUGGAUUAGUGUGUCAAAAUUAUUCAGGGUUAUUUAGACGUCCACGUGGAAUGUAUUUUAGUGCCAAAGAUAAAGGAGAGAUGAUGUCAAUGAUCUAUAACUGGCCAGCUCACCAGGUUGACAUGAUUGUCUUAACAGAUGGAAGUCGAAUUCUCGGCUUAGGUGACCUUGGAGUUCAGGGAAUUGGAAUUCCCAUAGGGAAACUUGAUGUGUACGUUGCUGCUGCUGGCAUCAACCCACAAAGAAUACUUCCAGUUAUGCUGGAUGUUGGCACCAACAAUCAAAAGCUACUUGACGAUCGCCUUUAUUUAGGACUUCGACAACCAAGGUUGGAAGGUGAAGAGUAUCUAUCAAUUGUAGAUGAAUUCAUGGAAGCUGUUCAUGCUCGAUGGCCCAAGGCUAUUGUGCAGUUUGAGGAUUUCCAAAUGAAGUGGGCUUUUGAAACCCUGGAAAGAUAUCAUAAAAGGUUUUGCAUGUUUAAUGAUGAUAUACAGGGCACUGCUGGUGUUGCACUUGCUGGAUUGUUGGGAACUGUAAGAGCUCAAGGCCGAUCAUUGACUGAUUUUGUGAACCAAAAGAUAGUUGUGGUUGGAGCUGGGAGUGCAGGGCUUGGGGUUCUGAAAAUGGCCAUCCAGGCAGUCGCAAAGAUAUCUGGGUGCAGUGAAUUAGCUGCCAAAAGCCAGUUCUAUUUGAUUGAUAAAGAUGGUCUAGUCACAACAGAAAGGAAAAAUCUAGAUCCAGCUGCAGCUCCAUUUGCUAAAACUCCAAGAGAUAUAGAGGGGCUCAGUGAGGGUGCUAGUAUAAUUGAAGUGGUUAAGAAGGUUAAGCCACAUGUGCUCCUUGGUUUGUCUGGCGUUGGUGGUAUUUUCAAUGAGGAGGUGCUUAAGGCAAUGAGAGAAUCUGUUUCAACAAAACCUGCUAUCUUUGCCAUGUCUAACCCCACCAUGAAUGCUGAGUGCACUGCUAUUGAUGCUUAUAAGCAUGCUGGGGAAAAUAUAGUGUUUGCAAGUGGCAGCCCUUUUGAAAAUGUGGAUCUUGGUAAUGGGAAAGUGGGCCAUGUAAAUCAAGCAAACAACAUGUACCUGUUCCCAGGAAUCGGUUUGGGAACUCUUCUGUCAGGUGCUCACCUUAUAACAGAUGGAAUGUUACAGGCAGCUGCCGAAUGCCUUGCUUCAUACAUGGCUGAGGAAGAUAUCUUAAAAGGAGUUUUGUAUCCAUCCGUUGAUAGCAUACGGGAUGUUACGGCAGAGGUUGGGGCUGCUGUGCUUCGAGCAGCAGUCGAAGAAGAACUGGCAGAAGGACAUGGUGAUGUGGGGCCCAAAGAACUUUCCCAUAUGUCAAAAGAUGAGACUGUGGAGUACGUCCGAAGCAAUAUGUGGUAUCCUGUGUAUUCUCCUCUAGUUCAUGAAAAAUGAUAUCCUGUCUAUAUGUACAAUUUUUUGGGGUCUCAGUGCACUUCACGUCUCAAAAUGCUGCUGCCAAGACUUUGGUUUCUAAUCUAAUACUCUUAAUUAAAAUUUAUUACUAGCCACGUCCAGUAUUGGAUGGCAAAUAGCGAAAAGGGGAGAUAUAUGUCUCUAUUCGUUUCGGCCGUGAAUUUAUUGUAUUAGUAUUGAAAUUUGACAUUUUAUAGUUCCUUAUAUUGUCUAUGACCAUGUUGGAGUCUGGGAGACACUUGUUCAUAGUUGUGGAUUAGUGGUUUCAUUUUGUAGCAUUCUUGUAUAAUGGUGGCACAUAUAUUUAUAUUUAUAGAAACUUUCUUAUUUAA